Messenger RNA from Bactrocera latifrons, 1712 nucleotides. Its product is annotated as glycerophosphodiester phosphodiesterase 1. Gene Ontology annotation, biological process: lipid metabolic process. Lineage: Eukaryota; Metazoa; Arthropoda; Insecta; Diptera; Tephritidae. Bases 474 to 1496 code for a protein of 340 amino acids. Gene Ontology annotation, molecular function: phosphoric diester hydrolase activity. The record is from RefSeq and is a predicted model, not a curated record. The transcript is spliced from 6 exons.
UACAUAUUAUUUAUCAGAACUUUUGCUUUGGUACUGUCAUACGUUCUUAUUAGACCCUUUUGAUUUGUCUAUCUUUAAGAUAUUUAGUUCUUAUUAGUAAAUUUGCCUAAGGAACAACAACAAAGUUGCAUGAUUAGAGAAUAAGGUCAUUUAUGUCUACCAACCAGGGUGUGUAUUGUGUAGAAACCGGCUAAUAGUGGAAUGUCCUGGCAACAGAAAUUAACAGUUACUUUGGAACUGUGUAAGGAUUUUAAAGGUUGAGAAGUUUUUCGAAUUCGAGGGUGGGCUUAGCAAUUUAAGUACAACGUGUCGAAAGGGAAUACUGUGUAAUAAAUUAGCAGGAAAUUGAAAGGAGUAAUAGACAUUGCUAACUACAACUAUUUCCUAGUGUGAGUGGGGUGGCAAAUAAACUUGUGACACAACUUUGGAUACAGUUUGCCAAACAUAAGUUUUUGGUGCACCAGGUAAGCUGAAUGAGAAUCCUGAACGUAUUGUGGACGCUGCUGAAAAUGCUCUACCAACUGUUAAGGUGUUCGGCGCGACUACUCUCCAUGCUCUUUAAUGUUUUUUGGUUUGCCUGCAAUCUUGCCUCGGCUUGUAUCCCCUGGAUGACGUUAGUACUGAUGGUCGCUUGUGUGGCUUCUAAGUUCGCGAAAUUACGUAGCCCGGAUGAAAAACGAUUGCUUAGACUACUGGGCGGUUGUGCACCGGAAGAACUAACUUAUUGGCCAAUAGCUAACCGCGGUGCGGGCUAUGAUGCUCCCGAAAACUCCAGAGCAGCAAUCAAAAAGUGUGUGGCACGUGGUUAUCGAAACAUACUGCUGGAGGCCGGUUUGACAGCGUGUGGUGAAAUUGUGAUAGUAAAUCGCACAACUUUAGAACGAGCCGGUUUGUUGGGUGGCGUUGCACAAUACACAUUAGACGAAUUACGCAAAUUAAAUAUAACAGAGCUACAUCCUUUAGGCUCACAAUUUGAAGCUGAACAAAUACUUACUCUUAAUGAAUUGUUGCAAAUUUUGGAAGAAGAACACCGCAUAACUAUUUUUUUACAUAUUUUGGACAACAGUGUACGCAUGUUGGAACAGUUAAGAGCUGCAAUCGAAUCUAAUUCACAAUUCACAUCACGCACAAUACUCAUCAGCCGUUCACCAUAUGCUAUUUAUCAGUUACGUAAAUCACGACCGGAAUUGAUUUGCGGACUUUGGACGGAGAAGUCGCUUUCAUUGGCACUUUUGAAGGCGUCAACACUCAUAACAUCAAUUUAUGGUGCUUUUUUCCGUAAUAUCAUUGCGCCUGUAAUCGGAAUCAGUGUUGUUUUUGUCAGCAAGGAAGAAUUCAAUCUUCACAUUGCUGAAUUAUGGCGCAACGUCGGUGUUCGUCCACUAGUAUAUAAUGUAAAUUCACCCAACGAGAAACGCUAUUUUCAAAAGACGAUGAAAACCCAAUAUCUAACUGAUUCUUUACGCUCUGAGCCUCAUCUCCUAAUGAAAGCUUAAUUCAAAUUAUUGACUUUCCAUAUGUACAUGAAACUUUUGUACAUACAAAAAUAUGUUUAUUAUUUUUUUUCUUCAUACCUCUUUGAAGAUGUAAUAUCCACACCGUCCCUACGAUUUUUUAUUGCAUCCAUAUAAAUAUUAUAAGUGUGUUUUUACAAAUACUUUGCUGCCAUCACAAAAUUUAAACGAUACAGAAAUUAACUUAGCAUUUAGAUA